Messenger RNA from Aureobasidium musti, 1386 nucleotides. NCBI's taxonomy places the organism in Eukaryota, Fungi, Ascomycota, Dothideomycetes, Dothideales, Saccotheciaceae. The record is from the annotation of a GenBank genome assembly.
ACACGGAAAGAAGCAGAUAUGGGCUUGGAAAUGCUCCCGGAUGAAAUCGUUNUUUCCCUAACGAACCAAUGGCCAUGCAGAGAUUUGCAGAUCAAGACUCUUUCCGCUCUCCUUUCUCCUAGACUGAACAGUUCGGGAACGUUGGUUGUACAUGGUUCAGAGGCUACUGGGAAGACAGGCCUGUUGAAAUCUUACUUGGAGCUUUCUGGUCUCAAACAUGCUUUCGUUCCAUGCUCCGAGUGCAUUACAAGCCGUCAUUUCCUGGAACGAACUCUGGCGGUUUGUGUAGAGGCAAUCGAAACAGCAACCAACACAUCUCUGGAUGGCAUCAUUGCUUCAAGGUGUGAGAAUAUUAGCACCCUGACAAGCUCUCUAGAACGUCUUNUUGAAGGCACCGACAAGUUUGUGUUGGUUCUAGAUGGCAUCGACGAGCAAAGAGAUGCUCCUCCCACUCUACUGCCAUCUCUCGCACGUCUUGGUCAACUUAUUCCCAGCCUCAGUGUUGUGAUGAUCGUCACUUUCCCUCAUCCACGUCUACUCCAUCUGCCAGGUGCACCACAUAUUUAUUUUUCGCCUUAUACUCGCGAACAAGCCAUUCAAAUCGCUUGCUGUCAACCACAACAAAUCUUCAAUGAGCCUCUAUCACCAUCUGCGAACUACUCCGAAGCAUUAGCUGCCGAAGACGAUGCAUGGCUUUGGUCGCGAUUCUGUGCUGCUGUCUGGGAUUCGUUAGCAAGUGGUGCAGCUCGGGAUAUCGUCACCUUCAGAUCCAUCCUCGACAAACUCUGGCGGCCCUUUGUACAACCAAUCGUUGAUGGCACCUAUGGCACUCGAGACUUCAGUAAACUCAUGGUAGCACAACGUAAACUCUUCCAAGCGGAAAGCUGUCUAUUAGAUUCGGUUAUCGAUGAGCCUCAAGAGGAUACAAACAUACUCACCGAUGUCACCCAUGAUCUGCCCUACUACUCGAAGUGGCUGCUAUGUGCUGCGUAUCUUGCAUCCCNNUUCAACCCCCCACGUCAAGACAAUAUCUACUUCAUGAAGGCCACGNGAACGAAAGCGACGCAGAAAGGAGGCGGCGCCAUCGCUAGCCGCGAAUCAAAGAAUCGAAAGAUUCCAAGGCAUCUUCUUUCACCCAGCCCCUUUCCGCUUGAUAGACUACUCGCCAUUCUCCACGCGGUGUUACCACACGACCUCACGCCGACAAUGGAUAUCUACACACAACUGGCCACGCUGUGUUCUUUGAGAUUGCUUCUGAGAACGGCAGUCGUUGGUGGCGAUGUGCUGGAGCCAGGCGCUAAAUGGAAGGUCAACUUCGGCUGGGAAUACGCAUUGAAGUUGGCUCGUAGUGUAGGCUUUGAUAUUACAGAUCAUGUAGCUGAAUAG